Messenger RNA from Alosa sapidissima (American shad), 629 nucleotides. RefSeq names its product fatty acid-binding protein, adipocyte-like. The coding region runs from base 109 to 513 and encodes 134 amino acids. Gene Ontology annotation, cellular component: nucleus; cytosol. Gene Ontology annotation, molecular function: fatty acid binding. The record is from RefSeq and is a predicted model, not a curated record. Gene Ontology annotation, biological process: fatty acid transport. NCBI's taxonomy places the organism in Eukaryota, Metazoa, Chordata, Actinopteri, Clupeiformes, Clupeidae. The transcript has 4 exons.
AGGGAAGCUCCUUAAAUUCAGGCGUGGCAUUAUAGGAAGCCCUCUGGAGCACGUUGUAACUUGAAUUUCUGUAUACGGUUGCAAUCGGAGUCGAUUUACUUAAUCAAAAUGGUUGAACAAUUUGUGGGCACAUGGAAACUGACAAACAGCGAUAAUUUUGAUGAAUACAUGAAGGCGAUAGGUGUGGGUUUUGCUACCCGCCAGAUGGGGAACCUCGUCAAGCCAAACUUGCUGAUCAGCGUGGAUGACCAGGGCGUGAUCUCCAUGAAAGCUCAAAGCACAUUUAAGACGACAGAAAUCAAAUUCAAGUUGGACGAGGAGUUUGAUGAAACGACUGCCGAUGACCGGAAAACAAAGACCGUGAUUACCCUGGACAACGGAAAACUCGUGCAGAAACAGACAUGGGAUGGCAAGGAUACUACAAUUGAACGAUAUAUUGAAGAUGGAAAGAUGAUUGCGAAAUGCACAAUGAAGGAUGUGGUGUCCGUGAGAACCUAUGAACUGGAGGCAUAAUCAUUUUUCUACCACAUCAAGUUUAAUGUUUCUGGAAAUCCGACCCGAGGUUGCUUAUGGUACCAUGUACGCGCUAUCUAAAACGUGCUUUGAUUAAAAUGUUCUUUUCGGAGUAA